Molecule: messenger RNA, 3454 nt
Organism: Betta splendens (Siamese fighting fish)
Lineage: Eukaryota; Metazoa; Chordata; Actinopteri; Anabantiformes; Osphronemidae
Product: GTPase IMAP family member 9-like
Exons: 8
Coding region: 249-1313 (354 amino acids)
Molecular function (GO): GTP binding
Source: RefSeq, a predicted model, not a curated record
CAAGACUUAACAGGUAGGUACUAGUCCACAAGAACAGGAAGAAGGGUUUGUGUGUGACUUUGACCAUGUGGUCUGAGACAGGUUUUGCAUGUUUAGACAAACCAAUUGAAGAUGAUGAUCCUGACAGAGGUUUACUAGACUAUAAACUAGGGCUUUUAUAUUGAAAGUUCUAUCCAGAAGUGCUCUCGCCUGUUCCCAAUAGCUCGCCACUGGCUGACAGUCACUGAACUCUGGCAGCUGAAAAAAAAAUGGAGUGUCGAUGUGACAAGGACAACUUUGACAAUGCUGUUUCAGGCUGGUGGCCAAACAGCAACGGCAUCCAGAUGGGAGCUCUGACUGUGGUGGGCUACCUACUCUACAGAUUCUCACAGACCCUUCCAGCUCUAAUCCGAUGGCCAAUUCGUCUUUUCUGCUCUUUAACUGGUCUGACAGCUCUUUGGGGUUGGGUGGGUCGCCUCUUAGGAACAGUUCGUGGAAUCCAGAAUCUGUUUAACCUGGUGUCUCGGUUAUGGCGGUUUAUCAUUGCGUUUUCCUCCAAAUGUAAGUGGCUGGUUGAAGUCAUCAAAACAUUAACAGGAAAUCAAACAGUGGAGUUAGACAAAGAUCAGACCAGCAACAGUCCCACCAAAGCUGCCCUGAGAUUCAUCCUCCUUGGACCCACUGGUGGAGGACGAACCUCCUUGGCUGAAAGGUUGUUGGGCAACAGUGAGAAAGAGGUGCCAAAAAAUCAACUAAUGCAGAGCAGCAAGCGAAGGACGUUAGUGGAUGGUAGAGAGGUUACAGUAGUCGACACUCCGGAUCUAUUGGGCUCAUCGCUGGGGAUCAAGAGCAGAGCCAGAGAAGCUUUAAGGAGUCUUCAGCUUGCUAGUCCUGGACCACACGCUUUCCUCGUCGUGAUCAAGGCUCCAGGCUCCAGCAGGAUCGACCAGGAUUUGACCCAGGCAAUCGGAGCCACGGUAGAGCUGUUUGGAGAGGGAGCCAUGGAAUUCAUCCUCCCAGUGCUCACCCAUGCAGACCGCCUGAGCCCGGCCUGUACUGUGGAUCAGCUCCUAGAUGUGGGUUCUGGGGGGCUAAAAAGAGCCGUGCUGCUGUGUGGCCAGAGGCCAGAGUUGGUGGACAACAGGGCGGGUCGCCCCCUAGAGGCACAGAGGGAGCUGCGCGAGCAGCUGGUGGAGCGUGUGAUAGACAUGAAGAAGCUGAGAGGGCAUUUCAUCCAUGAGCUGCAGAGCAGGGAAAACCACAUCAGGGAGGAGCUGCUUGCGGACAUGUCCUCUGCACUGGCUCAAAAACUGGAGCAUAUGAAAGGAUGCUAGUAGUGCACGUCGCUGGGGCACUAGAAAAAUAUGAUAGGAAGAUUUAUUUACAUGUUAAAAAUGUAAAUAAGUGUGGAUUUUUGUCUCUUCACUGGUUUAGCUCAGCUGCUGGUUACAUGUUGGUUUCCAACCCAGCUUAGAUAAAUGCCCACAGAAGAUUUAUUUUCUUCAUUAUUCUCAGUGCAAGUACAUUUUUGUUGUUUGCAACUCAUUUUGGGGUUGGGCUGCAACAAACGAUUAUUUUGAUAAUCGAUUAAUCUGUCAAUUAUUUUUUCGAUUAAUCGGAUAAAAAAAAAAUUAAAAAUAUAUUAUUUCAUGUUUUGCUUUUUAGAAAUCCCUUAGGGUUUGUUUCAUAAAGUUGGAUUUUGACUAUUUAAAUCUCAAACAAAACACAAAAUCCAGCGUUUGAAUAAUAAAACUUCCUGCAAGCCUCUAAACAAAGCAAGCAUAGUUUUGUUGUAGAGCUGCAGCAGCUCCAGUCAAUCUGACUGUGGGAAAAAACCCACGAAGACACGGGAGAACAUGUAAACUCCACACAGGCUCCUUCUGGCUCUGAGGCAACGGUGACAACCACUAAAAACCAUGUCGUCACAUUUUAAUGCUGCUGUUGCGUUUAGCGUCUGCACCGUUUAAGUUGCGCUGUUCUGUGGCGGCGCCGUUCAUCACUGUGUUCAUCGUGAUUGCGCAGCCAGCUGACACUUGCGGCAGAACACAUUAAGUAACAGAGUAACUUUUAACACAGCGGCACUUAAUGAAGCGUCUCCACGUGACGCAUAAACAGCGUUUGUUACUGCUGCUACAUCCGGGACACCAGUGUUUCAUUCUUACGUUCUCCUGCGUCAUAGUAUUUACAAACCACCAGCUGUAUGACUUGCAGGUUAACGUUGUCUUUGUUUAAUACUUAAUGCGCAUAUAAAGACAUUAGGGCGCAGCCUCCCUCCUGCUGCCACUUUGUUAGUUUUCUCCGGCAUUUCACCUGCGGCUGUCUUAUUUUGCCGUGGCGCUGCGCAGUAAAUCAUAAUCGAUCAAUUUCCGUCAUCGAUUAUUUUCGAUUCGUCGAUUUGUUGCAACCCUAUUUUGGGGUUUAAAUUAAAGGUUAAAAGAUGAUACAUCAAUAAACUAACAUAUCAGAGAAGGACUUUUUAUUUAUCAACUUCUGAUCUACUGACUUUUUAUUUGCACAAUGAAAGUUGUGGCUCAGAGUUUAAGCUUGAAAUGAAAUGAUUUGAAGCAAUCAGGCCCUGAACAGUACCCUUUGGGACAGUAUUGAAUAUAAAUAUAUAUAUAUAUAUAUAUAUGUGUGUGUGUGUGUGUGUGUGUGUGUGUGUGUGUGUGUGUGUGUGUGUGUGUGUGUGUGUGUGUGUGUGUGUGUCCAGUGACAAUAAUUUUGAUUUCCAACCUUACAUGUUACACAUUUUUAUGUCUUGUUGUCAUAAGUGUAGUAACACAUUUUCAAAUGGUUUCCACUGUGCUAGAUUGUGCAGAGACUGAUUCAGAAAGAUGAUGAGGGUCUCUCCAUGUAUCAGCCAAUGGUGGACCUAGCAGACAACCUCGGGUAGCAAAAGACAGGUUUUGAAUAAGCUGCAGCAAAAUCCUAACAAUAUCACAGAGCCUGCUGAUAAAGGGUUUUAUCAUUUAUCAAUAAGCAUUUAAGACAACUUAUGACCAGAAUCAUUCCCCGCUGUGGGACUAAUAAAGGCAUUCUUAUUAUAAACCUACUGAGGACAGUUUGCUGCUACAGAAGCAGCACAGAAUCAGAUCUGUCAUACUACAAUUCCAUGUUAAAAGUAUUGUUACUGCUUGGCAGAGGGAGUAUAUGCACAGUCCUGAUGGGAUACACAGUUUUAUUUGUUACCUAAAAUACAUGAGGAAGGUGACACUCAGACGAUCCAUCAGGAAGGCUGAAUGUGUCCAAUUGCAAUAGCUGCACAUAUAAUAUUUCUCAAUACAAAACACUGUUUGUAAACCAAUUCCAAUAAACACAUGUUACCUUAAAGAUACUUAAAAAUGUAAUUAAAAUGUAUAAGUGCAAAUUGGUAUGAGAAAUUAAAUCUUAUAAGCUGUUUAUUUCAGAGUGCAGUAAAAAAAGUUUAAUUACAAAAAUUUACAACUGCCAAGUAAAAGAGAAAUGUCUGACACCA